UCACAUUACUUUAUUUAAUACUCGGUGGUAGAUGCUGAAGUUCGAUACAUUUUAAUUAGAUGAAAGGUAUAAUAUACAAGUUUUAAAGCUGAAAGUCCGUCUUGCAAAAAAAAAAAUAGUUUGAGGGUUUUCUUGCAAAGUCCUCGAAAGCAAAAGCACUACUGAACUACGAUUGUCGUCGACUAAAAAAGUACCCUAAAAGUCGAAACGCUUCUUCAAUUUUGCCGCAGUUCUCAUCGUAGUGGCGAGCAACAAUCCCACUCGCAGAUUCUUCCAUCAGAGCUAAUAGACAGGUGCAUAGGGUCGAAGUGAUAAUGAAAGGAGACAAGGAGCUCGUGGGGGUUCUCAAAGGCUUUGACGUUUACGUCAACAUGGUCCUUGAGGAUGUCACCGAGUACGUGCAGUGAGAUUACAGCAGAAGGAAGCCCAACACCGACCAUGGCAAUAUCAAUAAUAUACUAGAAUGUAUGCUAAAUGGGUCGAGACAGGUCCUUAAAUAUAAAGCCCAGUGACUUAGUACCAUUUUGGCUGGCGAAUGAGAAGUAGCCAACUAAGUGGAGACAAGAUGCUGCAAGGGGAAGUGGGCGGUGCUUCCAGUCAGUACCCAUCAUCAGUCUUUCUUUAUGACUACCCAUUGCUUCUCAAGUUAUGGAGCAUCCAUCCUUUUUUCCUACACCAAUUUGGCAUCACUUUCCCAAACCUUGUCUAAGAGAUCAACAUCUGAUUUGUUAAUAUGUUUCUCAAUCCAAACUAAUCUUAUGAUUCUUAUAUAAUCCCAAAUGUAAAUACAAAUUUCAAAGUAAGUUCAUUAAAGACAUGGUCAACAUUAACAAAAGAGAAAGUUCUGAUUAGGCCAAUAGCAAAUAUGAGUUCCAUUAAAGCAAAAAAAAAAAGAUAUUCUAAUAUCAAGACAGAAGAAAAAGAAGUUCCAUUCCCCAAUUCAAAAGUCUCUUUCUUGCUCACCAAUCAUUCUCCUUCUCAUCAACAUGCACCACUUUCACUCAUUCUUUUAUCUCUCUUUACCUCUGACUCUCUCUUAUCUCCUCUGUUCCCAAGCCCAUACUUGUAAAAGAACCUGCUCCCAAAGUUGGCUCUGCACAACUCUCAAUAGUAACAGCACUAAUGAAUCCACUCACAGUUUCAGAUUCUUCACAUUUUCCAACGCUUCUCAAACACCAUCUUAACUUGGCUUCUCUUCUACUUCUCAUCUUCUCCCUCACCCUAAAACAUAGAAUGGAAGAAGAUCAUCAGCAUCAAGUAGAAGAGGAGGAGGAAGAAGAGAUCAUGCCAUCCCAAGAAGCCAACAAGACAGACGAAGACACAUCUUCAUCUAGACUACUGUUUCCAUGCCUCUUCUGCUAUAGAAAGUUCCAUAGUUCUCAAGCCCUAGGAGGCCACCAGAAUGCUCACAAGAAGGAGAGAACCGCUGCUAGAAGAGCCAAAAGAGCUUACGAUUUUAUCAACAACAAUGACUUGCUUCACACGUUACCUGUCUUUUUAUCCUCCCCAUCUCCGCACCCCUUGACAAUCUUAAGCUACCCUUCUUCUACGUCCGUUGCAUGCUUUCCAGCUUCUCAUACAGACCUUCCAAUCUUCAAAUCCAACGGUGCUCAUGUCGUGUUGGCGUCAUCCCACCAAGGUAGAGAUAGCAAAGAAGGGUAUCUUGGUCAAAAAUGUGUUCAAAUUUUGGAUCAUAACGGUAACGUGGUGAAUAGUGAGAACGGUCAAAACCAGUGUCUUGAUCUCUCCCUCCAUUUGUAAUCUUAGGGUUUGUUGUUACAUCAGUGGGAAAAGAUCCGAUGUUCCCACACGUGAAUCUUCUACGUAUAUGUCUCUUUCAUGCAUGAGGAUCGUCCUAUCGUGGACAUAAUCCGAAGAUUUAUAGUAUCCUGAUGCUUUUGUUAUGGUUAUAAUGCCCCGAUAAGCUAAUCUGCACUAUGUAGAAGAUAAUACUUUCAAGCUGCCAAAAGAUAAUAAAAAAACCAUCCUCAUGUGGAUACUAGACUUCGUUGUUUUUGCUGGGGUUUCCUUUUUUCCUUUUAGACGAUAAUAAUUUUAUCCAGUAAAUGCUACUGAAUGAAGAAAGGAGAAUCAAGAAUAUGAUGUUACAAAAAAAAAAUGGAAAAGAACACUCACACAUGACAUUUAUCUGUUGUUGGCCGAACUCAUUAUUGUUUUCAUAAUAUCACAGAACACCUAUGCAUAUUGCAAAAAUUAUUUUACUUAAUUAAUGUUUGUCAGUCUGGAAGCCUAAUCA
Messenger RNA from Raphanus sativus (radish), 2257 nucleotides. RefSeq names its product protein LATE FLOWERING-like. Gene Ontology annotation, molecular function: DNA-binding transcription factor activity. The transcript is spliced from 4 exons. Lineage: Eukaryota; Viridiplantae; Streptophyta; Magnoliopsida; Brassicales; Brassicaceae. Bases 1123 to 1761 code for a protein of 212 amino acids. The record is from RefSeq and is a predicted model, not a curated record.